CAAUCCUCAUCAGGACUUGAUUAAAGUGCGGUGGGGGCAGGGAUCAAAGAGCCGCAUCUCGCCAAGUGUGCUCCUGCUUGUGUGUCUCUUUUGAGGGAAACGAACUAGCUUAGCCGAGACACUAACGUGGGAAACAACAAUAAUAAUGGCCGGUGGAAGCUCCCUGGAAGCGGUCAAGAAGAAAAUCAAGUCGUUACAAGAGCAGGCGGAUGCGGCGGAGGAACGGGCAGCCUUACUCCAGCGGGAACUCAACCUGGAGAGGAGCGCGAGGGAAGCAGCUGAGGGUGAUGUCGCUUCCCUGAACAGACGUAUCCAGCUCGUUGAGGAGGAGUUGGAUCGUGCUCAGGAGCGUCUGGCCACAGCUCUGACCAAGCUGGAGGAGGCUGAGAAGGCUGCUGAUGAGAGCGAGAGAGGCAUGAAGGUCAUUGAGAACAGGGCGAUGAAGGAUGAGGAGAAGAUGGAGCUGCAGGAGAUCCAGUUGAAGGAGGCCAAACACAUUGCUGAGGAAGCUGACCGCAAAUACGAGGAGGUGGCCCGUAAGCUUGUGAUCAUUGAGAGCGAUUUGGAACGUACAGAGGAGCGUGCUGAGCUGUCUGAGAGCAAAUGCUCUGAGCUUGAGGAGGAGCUGAAGACUGUACAGAACAACCUGAAGUCUCUGGAGGCUCAGGCAGAGAAAUACUCACAGAAGGAGGACAAGUACGAGGAAGAGAUCAAGGUUCUUACAGACAAGCUGAAGGAGGCUGAGACUCGUGCUGAGUUCGCUGAAAGAUCAGUCGCAAAGCUUGAGAAGACCAUUGAUGACUUGGAGGACCACCUUUACAAGCAGCUUGAGAAAAACCGUCUCCUCACCAACGAACUACGGGUAGCCUUAAAUGAGGCCUGAACUGGGGAUCGGGCCCUUGUUUUGGUUUUCUGUCUUCACAAAUCCAGUUUCGAAACAUUUGCGUCAGACUUUUGUUACAAAGAGCAUCUUCAACCCCUCAAUGCUGUCAAUCGGUAGGAGGCAAAGCAAUCCUUUUUAUGGCCUUUAUGCAUGCAGGGAAGGUCAGACAGACAAUUUUUUCCGUUAUCAGAGCUGCCUGUCGCACAACAGUCUGUUAGAAUCUGUACAGUACUUGCGAGAAGUGGAGUAACUUCUCAUGGUUCUGAACCAUGUCCAAACUGUACGACUCACAAAAACUUAGGGAUAUUCGUUGAGCUUGUUAAAGAACAAGUGUUUAAACAUUGUACAGUUGAACACUCGCUACAUGGCGGUUUUCAAAAAUGUAUUAAAUGAUCGCUGUUUUGUGGUUGACCAUGGCCUAUUAUAAAUCCAAAAUAUGCAUAUUUAAAUUUAAUUGUAUGUAUUUUGGACCAAAUUAAACAUUUUCAAGUGUAAAAAUGGCUAAACUAAAACAAAUACAACAUAAGCCAUUAAGACCAUCGCUCAACUUGUCUAUGUAGUAUUCUACAGUGACCACUAGGUGUCAGUAAUUGUUUGGUGAGACAAGUACGACACUCGAUCACCAGAACAGGCUUUUAUUGCAGUAAUAUCAUAAUUAUAAUUAUAGCUCGAGUUACUGCUGUGGACUAUGGCCACAACAAACUAACUCACCUCUUAACCCCUGACCUCACUUCCUGUCCGCCACUGAUUCUACUUCCCUACAAGGUAAACUGACUUAAAUGGCUUAUUCUCUGUGAUUAUAUCUACUAUAUUGGUAAUACAAAUGUAGAGGGUGUUUUUUCAUUUCUGGAUGGCUGUAAUAAUGUUAAAAGUUGUAUUUAGAAGAUUGCAAACAGGAUUUCGAGGUCAUAACUAAAAAAUAUUUCAUUUAUAAAGGACACCUACUUGGCGAUCGGGUCUGGAUUAACAACAAUAAACUAGGGAUUCCUGUAUGCGUAACUUUUUGUGAGUUGUAUAUGGUGCAGCAUGUGUAGCUACACUUGGAACCAAAUCGGAUUUGGUUCCAAAUCAGACUCACUUUGUGUGAUUACGCUCUGGUGCUAAGAUGGGUAUGCAUUUUUAAUUCUAACCAGCACUAAAGCAAUGCUGGCAGUCGCUUGACAAGUGCGCUCACGCUAUCCAUAUGGUGUUAGUAGUAGUGUGCGUUUUGAAACUAUCAAGAAGACAACCUAUCAGCUGUCUGUGACAGCAAUGCAACAUGCAGUCAGAGUUGGAACUGUCAAUCAAAUGUAUGACACCCCUUAAAUUCACCAGAUUGAUGCGCAAAUGUGACUUGAGAGCCGCCUCAUUCAACUUGGGCUACAUAUGGGUCUUAUAUGCAUAAUGUAGUCAUUUCUCAUAAAACUUCUCCUUUUGACUUGAAACUCCAGGUACUGGAUAUAAACUUUUGACUGCUUAAUCAAUACUAGCACCUAACAGUCACACUAUGAAUUGUCUAACAAUAUUGUCUAACUCUUAUUUAUAAACCUGACUAGAGCUUCCUGUUUGUGUGUGCCCACUGUGUCUUAACGCUGCAAUGCUAUAU
Molecule: messenger RNA, 2468 nt
Organism: Doryrhamphus excisus (bluestripe pipefish)
Lineage: Eukaryota; Metazoa; Chordata; Actinopteri; Syngnathiformes; Syngnathidae
Product: tropomyosin alpha-1 chain-like
Source: RefSeq, a predicted model, not a curated record